Molecule: messenger RNA, 1344 nt
Organism: Chironomus riparius
Lineage: Eukaryota; Metazoa; Arthropoda; Insecta; Diptera; Chironomidae
Source: the annotation of a GenBank genome assembly
AUGCGAUCCUUUUAUGUGAAUUUUGUUCUACUUUCAAUUUUCUUCAUUUCCGUCUGUGUCAUCGUCGAUUGUUCAACGUGUAAGCAAAAAAACCAUCAAAACAACGCAAAUGAUGUGAAUCGAACGAAAAGCUUCAAAAAUCUGAGUGGCAAUCCUCUCGAGGAAGCUGUUAUUGAUGAAAUAGCACAGCAAAGUAAAAUCAAUUUUCGAAUAGAUUUGCGACAUUUGGGGAUUUCGAGUAUUACAAAAAACAUGCUGAAGAAUAUUUCAAGCAUUCAAAGUAUUGAUUUUCAAAGUAAUGAAAUCACGGAAAUUGAGAAUGGGAGCUUCACGAUGAACGGAAAAUUGGAUAAGAUUGAUUUGAUGGAGAAUCAUUUGACAAAGAUAACGAAACAUAUUUUCAGUGGUAAUUUUCAUGAAUUACAGGAGAUUAACUUGUCCUUCAAUGCUAUCAGUGCUAUUGAGUCCGGAUCAUUUGACAGACUCGUCAAUUUAGUAUCGAUAGAUAUCUCGAGUAAUUGUAUUACGCAUUUACAUUCGGAUUUAUUUAAAAAGUGUAGUGACUUGAGACAAGUCUUUUUAAGCAGUAACAGGAUUAUAAAAAUAGGAUCACAUCUCUUUAACAUAAAGACAGAAUUAAAUAUAUUAGAUUUGUCAUUUAACAAUCUCGAAAUGAUACCUAAAUUUAAAAUUAAAAGUAUCAAACAUUUAGAUAUGUCACAUAAUAAUAUCACAGAAUUAGAUCUGAAUCAUGAGUCGUCUCAUGAGAGAAAAAAGUUGGCAAAUGUGGAAGAGCUCUCUGUUGCAUAUAAUGCCAUAACUAAAUGUGUGAAAAUAAGUGAAAUGAGAAAUGAUAUUGUACGCUUAGAUCUGAGUCAUAAUCAAAUUAAUGACAUGAAUGAUUUUCCCAUUUUGCUGAAUAUGGAAGUUUUGCAACUUUCGCAUAAUAAUCUAUCAAGUUUAAGUGUAUACAAAUUUAGGGAACGUUUUCCAUCAUUAAAAGCAUUAAAUAUAAGUGAGAAUAAAAUUGAUUGUGAAGAAUAUCAUGUCCUGCACAAUAGCUAUUCUCGAUUGGCCAUUUCUGUUGAUACACAUUUUGCUUAUCAAUGCAUAAAUAUCUCUGGCAGUAUCAAUAAUGAAAUGGAAGUAAUGAAUACACUUCAAUCGAACAGUCAUGAAAUUCUCAGACAAUUAAAACUCAAUCGAACUUUUCUCAUUGUUUUAACAUCAAUAUUUGCUGUUCUCAUCAUAAUUCCAAUAACUUUUUUGCUAUACUAUUAUCGGAGAUAUGAUACAGUAAAGUAUAUGAAGGGAGAGAAUUUGAUUGAACAAAUUGAGUUGUGA